GAAUUCACGAUGUAGAUCUCAGAUAGAGAAAAUAAAAUUCUGAUGUACACUGUAUAUUAAAAUAAAAUGUUCGAGUUAGAGAACUCAUAGUUAUAACAUUAAUAUAAUAGUUUAUCGUAAUAAUUACUAAUUAGCAAUAGUAUCGGUUUGUCUUACAGUUAACGAUCUGAUGUGCAUUGUUUAUAGUAUGUAAAAUAGUAAUUUUGAGACUUGAAUUUUAUGUAGUUUCACAAAUAAGAAAAAACAGUUGAAACUUAGAAAAUGUCCUAAUCUAAAGUUUUGAAACUGCCUAAUAGUAAGUGUAAAUCCUGUUUCUAGUCAUUGAGAUUCAUAUUGUUGACAAAUUUAAUAUGCCUGCUGAACGCCGUUUGUGGAAAAUAGUAUUUGAUAAUUUUUUAAAAUCUCUUCAACCUAGAUUGAAAGAAAAACCAAUAGGUUCUGAUGCUCAAGGUAAUAAAUAUUAUGAGUUACAAGCCGAUCCUCGAGGUGGCCGUCGAUUGCCCAAAAGGUGGUUUGUUCCCGUUGAUGAAGAAACGGGUGUUCCAACACCUGAAUGGUCACAGUGGUUAAGAGGACGACGCGAUGAACCACCAACUCCUGAGGAAAUUGCUCAUAAUGAAGCUAUUGCAAAUAUGAAAAAAGUUAAUGCUGAAAAUAUUGCACAAAAAUUUAGACUUCCAGACUCUACAGAUAACGAGACAAAAUAUCAACAAAAUAGUAAAGGGUUUCCUGAUAUGUCUGAACAAUUUGAAAGACAACCGGGAAAUUUAAAAAGUAAAUUAAAAUAAAUUUUACUCUAUCAAUUAAUAAAAUGUAUAUUUCAAAAAUUACAAUUUGUUGUGUAUUGUUUUUUAGUGGAAUACAGUAUUAAUGUAAUAUUAUAGAAAAUAUAAUAGUUAUAUUUGGGUAUAAAUAUCUUAUUUUUUUAUUUUAUGUAAUGCUGUAUUACUAAUUGUAUACAUUUUAUGAAAUUUAGGAUUUGUUCAUAAAUAAUCUUUGAUUUUAAUAGACGAGUAACUAAUGUUAAUAUUGUGAAUGUAGAUCUUGGGA
Molecule: messenger RNA, 1050 nt
Organism: Rhopalosiphum maidis (corn leaf aphid)
Lineage: Eukaryota; Metazoa; Arthropoda; Insecta; Hemiptera; Aphididae
Product: NADH dehydrogenase [ubiquinone] 1 alpha subcomplex assembly factor 2
Exons: 3
Coding region: 351-788 (145 amino acids)
Biological process (GO): mitochondrial respiratory chain complex I assembly
Cellular component (GO): membrane
Source: RefSeq, a predicted model, not a curated record